Molecule: messenger RNA, 6663 nt
Organism: Cynoglossus semilaevis (tongue sole)
Lineage: Eukaryota; Metazoa; Chordata; Actinopteri; Pleuronectiformes; Cynoglossidae
Gene: nisch
Product: nischarin
Exons: 28
Coding region: 152-4705 (1517 amino acids)
Cellular component (GO): cytoplasm
Molecular function (GO): integrin binding; phosphatidylinositol binding
Source: RefSeq, a predicted model, not a curated record
UUGCCCCAGUCAGCUGCUUAUACAGGCAUCACAACAAAAAUGGCGUCGGGAAGCAGUUAACCGACCCUUACGUCCUCAGACCCCACUUUAACCAGUGGAUUUUUCGGUUUCACUGAGAAAGAAGGUCAUACUUUAUUUUCCAGAUUUCAGAAUGGAGUCAGAAAUAUUUCCAGUGGAGAUGUCGGAGAGGAAAGUGUGUGUCGUCGGUUCCGAGCUGGUUGAAAACUACACUGUUUACAUCAUUGAUGUGAUGGUUGGAGAGCACAGAUGGACUGUAAAACAUCGCUACAGCGACUUCCAUGACCUUCAUGAGAAGCUAACAUCAGAAAAAAAGGUGGAGCGAAACCUUCUGCCACCAAAAAAGAUGUUGGGAAAGAAUUCAAAGAGUCUGGUGGAGAAACGACAGAAAGAACUGGAGCUUUACCUACAAACAGUGUUGCAGCAGUUUCCUCAGGCCACACCCCCUUCCCUUGCCCACUUUCUUCACUUUCACCUUUACGAAAUCAAUGGCAUCACAGCAGCCCUGGCUCAGGAGUUAUUUAACAAAGGAGAGCAGCUGCUGCAAGCUGGUGAGGUGUUCUGUCUGAAUCCUUUGCAGCUUUACGCCAUCUCUCAGCAGCUACGCUUGGCCAAACCAACCUGCUGUAAUGGAGAUGCCAGGACUGAUUUGGGACACAUUCUGGACUUUACCUGUAGACUGAGAUACUUAAAGAUUUCCGGUGCCAGAGAUCAUGUAGGAACCAGUAACAUCCAGGAGAGGAGUCUUCCCUUUGACUUGUCUGUUUUCAAAUCACUUCUGCAAAUAGAAAUUAGUGACUGUAGCUUUCAGCAGAUUCAGGGUUUGUCUUCUCUGAGGUCCAGUCUGGCGACUAUGAGCACCCACCGGUCCACAGAUUCUAUGAUGUCAAUCUUGGUUCCAGAGGCCAGUGAGUUCUCACAGUGGGAGCCUGAGGGUGUAGAUCCUGGCUGUCCUGUCACAGCAAUUAUCCCCAUGUGGAAAAACUUGACUACAUUAGACAUGAGUCACAACUGUAUCAGCAGCAUUGACAGCUCAGUGAAACUGAUUCGGGAGGUGGAGUUCCUGGAUCUGAGUUACAACCAGCUGUCCUCUGUGGAAAACCUUCAGCAUCUGUACAACCUGGUCCAUGUGGAUCUGUCCUAUAACAGUUUGCGGGUCAUCGAGGCGGCCCACACCCGUCUGGGCAACAUCAAAACAUUAAACCUGGCAGGAAAUCAACUGGACCAACUAACUGGACUCACUAAGCUUUAUUCCCUGGUCAACCUGGACCUCAGCCACAACCAGCUCUCUCAGCUGGAGGAGAUCAAGAACAUCGGCUCUCUGCCGUGUUUGGAGAAACUCAAUCUGUCCAGUAACCCGAUGUGCAUCAUCCCAGACUACAGAACAAAAGUCUUGGCCCAGUUUGGUGACCGUGCAGCAGAGGUUUGUCUCGACAGUAAAUUGACAACAGAGAAGGAGUUGGACACAGUGGAAGUUCUUAAAGCUAUUCAGAAAGCCAAAGACGUCAAGGACAGGAUGAGCAGCAGCGACAAGAAGAUCAGUGAGGAGACCAAACAGUCUGCUGCUGCACCUCCUUACCUCUCCUCCUCUGUACCCCCUUCUUGCUCUUCUGCUGUCGCUCUUUCUGCUGUCACCUCCCUCACCUCUUCCUUUCUCUCCUCAUCCUGGCCGGCCCGGCAGACUGCCCACCCCAGCCAAGAAGUGAUGAGCACAGAAGAAGCCUCAGUUUCCCCCAGUGAUCUCCUCCCUGAUGCUGCUGCUGAUGCUUCUGCUGAUGCACCUCCCCCUGAAGGCUUUAACAUUGACCCACACCUCCUGUCUGCUGAAACUAUCCAGAGACAACAAACCACAGUCUGUGUCUCUGAACACAAUCUCUGUGGAACUGUAAUAAGUGUUACAACUGCUGCUGCUGCUGCUGCUUCAAUUAUGGCUACUCCUGCCUGUUGUGUCUGUUGGACUUCUACCUCCCGACAAGCUGAAACUAGUUGUUCAGCUUGCAGUGCCACCUGGUGUCCUCUACUUUCUCCUCAACUUCCCUCCUGCUCCUCCUUCAACACAGACUUCAUUGCACACCUUUCACGCUACCUCAGCACUAACCUGAAGAAAGAGAAUUUGAAGAGAACGGAGGAGGCGGAGACGAAUGAUGAGAAGAGGUUUGAAUCCAGGGAAGUGCAGUUUCAUGUCGACAGCACUGAGGUGGACAGUGCCAGUCCAGCCUCCAAGGAUGGAUACUUUGAAAUGGGUCUAGAUGAUUCUGUGGAGGAGUCGGUCUGCACCUCCUCUGCUUCUCAUCUUUCUCCUCCUGCAGAGGAGUCCAGUAGUGACCAAAUCAACCUGUGUGGUGAUGAUGAUGAUGUGGAGGAGUUACACGUUAAAAGAGUGUUGUGGUGCUACUGUCUUCAAGUAGAGGAGGAGGUGAAACAGAAGCAGGCAUGUCUGGUGCUGACUGAUGGACUAGUGGGCCUUUUGGACCUUGUGGACUGGACCACUCAGGAUGCAGACCAGGAGGGACACCUCCAUGUGGAAGAAGUGCUGUCAGGGCUACAGAUAAACUUCCUGCUGCCCUUGUCUCAGUUCCUGUUGACCACUGGGGGUGAUCUACCUGAAUGUUGCCUCUCGUUUGGACUGAUGUCGAGUCCAACCCGCUGGUACAUCUUCUCGGAGGCAGAGAAGCUCCAACAAAUAACGACUGAAAUUAAAGCACUUAUUCAGGAAGGAAAGUCAUCUGCUCAGACUGAACCAAAAACUUCUCCUCAGCCAUUUCCACGAUCACUUAUAAACUCCUGGGAACUGGAGGAAAGUCAGACAGUCCAUGGAGGCUACCCUGUACACCUCCUAUCCUACAACUCCUCCUCCUCCUCUAUUUCAGACUCUGCACUCCUGUUAGACAUUUUACACCAGGAAGAUAAAUCAAGCCUCCCUUCUCUCCUCUUCCUCACCCACCGACAACUGUGGAUUCUUAAGAUAGACUUUAGAGUGCUGGCAGAAAGACAGAGGAGCAACACUGACCUCCAUCACGCUCCCUCCUCCUGGUGCAAACUCAUCCGUGUCCCCCUCAGCUCUGUUUGUCUUCAUCCUAUAGAGAAAGGUUUUCAGGAUGUGGAUGGAACAAGUUCCAUCUGUCCAGACCCAAAACACCAGUACAGGAGGAGUCACUCCUUGGACCUGCUGUUGGGAACUCAGAGGCUGCUCCUGCUCUUCCCUCUCUGCAAGGACAGGAAUUCCUUCUUGGAAGAGCUGAGUUGGAGGAGAGGGUCUCUGGAUGGGGUAAAGAUUUUGGCUCUGCCCCAUAGCUGCAGGAUGUGUCCACACCACAGUGAACAUACACAUGAUGUUGAAACAUCCGGAGACCAGUGUUGUUACACCAGUACCAUACAACCACACAACCUAAGCAGAUUUUUUUCAUAUCCUAUUAUCUUCAGCUGGGACCCCUCUGUUCUUCAGUUGGAGGAGAACCAGCCGUCUCCUCAUCUCACGUCAGGUCUCUCUCCAGGGCUGAAGCUUCUAUCAGGUCUCAGUAGACAACAGCUACAGUCCUAUUUCCAAAGAUAUAUAGCCUUGUCUGAGGCCGAGGAGGUGAGACAGGUCCUGUGGCUGUCUGUGGUUCUCUACACAUCUCCAGAGGCUGAGCUCACCUGCUGUCUGCUGCUCUCCACUGACGCAAUCUACUUCCUGUUGGAGGACUCAACUUCCACACUCAGUGAUCACACAGUGAUGGACAUAAGUGAUUCUGGAGACACUGAUGUGUCUCUAUGCUGCUGUCUGUCCAUCAGACUGUCUGAACUGCUGUCAGUCAACGUGGGUCUGUUUGACCAGUACUUCAGAGUUGUAGGUCAUUCGGCAGGUCAGAUUGUGGGCUGCCUGAGCAGAGACAGUUAUGGGACAAGUGUCUUUCUUCAGGAGCUGAUGUCAGUCCUCAGUCUGCAGCAGCAGCAGCUUCCACCUCCAGAGCCAUCAGAUCUGGAUUUCUACUCUCAGUUUACUAUCUCAAAUGCAGGUAAGAUGCAGAACUAUGAGCUAAUCCACAGUAGCAGGGUGAAGUUCAUUUACCCCAGUGAGGAAGAGAUGGGAGACCUGACCUUCAUCGUAGCAGAAAGAAAGACUCUGGCCAGCGCAGCAUCGUCUUCAUCUCGUUCUUUCAACAUCUUGCUGUACCUGCUGGUUUUCCAGGUCCAGAUUCCCAACACGCCGACGAGUCAGGGUUCUGUCCUUUCAGGACCCUCUACCACCUCUGGCACAGCCUUGUCUCCUGUCCUUCAGCCCAGGACCCUGCUUCUGACCAGCACAGAUGUUUUCCUGUUGGAUGAGGACUACAUCAGUUAUCCUCUGCCUGACUUUGCCAAAGAACCUCCCUCCAGAGAGCGCUACCAACUGCGUGAGGCUCGGAGAAUCCGGGACCUUGACCGGGUCUUGCUCGGUUACCAGACAUACCCUCAGGCCCUGACCUUGGUGUUUGACGACCUGCCGGGCCCUGACCUGCUCUGCCACCUCACCAUGGACCAUUUUGCUCCAGAGGAAGAGGAACUUCAGUCCAGAUGCGGCGGAGCAAGCAGCGGUGCAGAGGGUGAAGUGCAGUGGUGUGUGUUUGUUCCUGGAGCCGACAGCAGGGAGCGGCUGAUCUCCCUCUUGGCUCGACAGUGGGAGGCACUGUGCAGCCGAGAACUUCCUGUGGAGCUCACCGGCUGAGUGGGAAACAGGAAACAACAUAAACACAGAUAUAGCCUGUCAGGCUGGUAUUAGUGACAAAUGGAUGGAUAGGAUUUAAGGCCUCACUACAGUUUAAAUGAUGUGGUUCAUGCCUUUUUGAAUCCCCAAGGCAAGUUCUAUUAAUGUGUCAAAGUAGAAGGCAGAAGCAUGUUGUUACAGAGGGAUCGGGAUACAGUGACUCACCCAGAAGGAAGGCAGACGGUGAACCAACCUAAAACUGCAGCCAACGUUCAGACACACCUCCACACACAGGGCCAGGUACUGUGUAUCAACAGAGUAAACUUUGGAAACCAAGUGUUAGUAAGUAUGUACGUGAAAUGUUGCAUUGUGUGUUGAUGAGGAUUAGCCAGGUUAAUGUUUUCAUCUAAUAAGACUCCUGAUCUCCUUUUACACAGAUUUUCUAUAAGACCAACAGCUGAGCUUGAAAGGCUCAGUCUAUUUAUUUAUUUACGUUGUUAUAUUCACGUCUUUAUGAGUCAGUCGGUCUGUAGGGAAAUUGGAUUCAUAUUUUGAAAUUCUUGCACAAAUCACACGUAUGUAUAUUUGUUGUAGGUUUGAUCAAACAGGCAGCUGUGUUAUCACAGACAAUAUAUCUGUCAUCUCACCUCAAGCUUAAAUCAAAGUUUCUGGCACUGACAUUUCACACUGACUGCACAUUUCUUUAUAAACCGGGAGACAUGACUGACAGACACACCAACACGAGUUUCACACAAGGUAUUCUAUGGGGGUCCCAAUCAAUUUGAUCUUCAAGAAUCAAGUGUUUCUUGAACUUUUUGCUUCAUGCAUCCUCUACAGAGAGGGAUCAAGGACACACUGGACACAGAAACUGGACUUGUAAAAAUAAGCCUGAUCAAAAGUGGGCAACGAAUGCAUCUAGAACAGCAUCCAGAACUGUCUAGUUGAUCCUUAAGUAUAAAAUCUCAUGGUCUUUUUUUACGUUUCAAUCCAUUAUUUAAAAGGAGGAUUUGCGUAAAAGGCUAACAUUUUCGCAUAAGCAAAACUGUUCGGCACAAUCUGCUUUCUGCACAUUGUUUUUUGUUUUUUGUUUUUUUUUGCACAUUGUUAUAAAAGUAUUACAGAAAAGUGCUCCUAAGCUUUUUAAUAUAACUUUGUGAAUAUCAUUUUGUUUCGAGAUUGUUUACUUUUUCCUACUUAAACAUGAAGAUCUUGAUAUUUCCUGUCUGAUAUGUGAUCUUAAACCAUUUUUUAAUGAAAAAAAAGGUUUUGUUUUUUUUUUCGUUUUAUUUCCUGAGUUAAUUUUGACAAGUUGAAGGUUAGGGGUGAAUCACUGCUGUUUUGACAAUACUGACACCGAUUCUGGGACCAACAGUAACGACUGCAAAAAACUGAAAUGGGUGUCCAAAAUAUUUCUAAUUUAUGGAAAUAUAUGAAAAUGCUAACUGCUUCAUCUUUUGACAAAUAUUUGCACUGCAAUUUAAUACAAACCUUCAAUAAACUUGAUUUUUCUAGGUAUUAAAAAAAUACAAUACAUGUUAUGAAAAAUGUACAUACAAAAUAUAUGUGAAUAUAAAUACAAAAUUACAAAAAUGUAUUUGGAAAAAAACAUGAACCCCAUUUCCUAAAUAAUUAGUAUGUUGUUUGUAACGGUUUUUAAUUAUUUUUUUAACAAAUUUCAAAUCAUAAUAAUAGAUAUAGAUCAUUAAAAUAUUACAUUUUUUAAUUAUUUUCUAUAAGGGGGAUGCAGAUACAUUAUCAUACAGUGUACCAUCGUCUCUGAACAUGCUGAUGAAGGUCCAUCAAUGUACUUGAUCUGUUCGUUAAUGUCCUUCAUAGACAAUUUCCAUUUCCUAAAUCUUUUAUCACCACCAAACUGCAGAUGUAAAAUUGGAGAAAAGAACAUGUUGAACAGAAGCUCUUGUCAGCACUUCAUGGCUCUUGUGGCUCAAUGAGGUUUUGAUGACUUAGCACUUCCUUGG